CGUAGUCGUGACGUAAUCAAAGAGAGACUUGAGUUGAGGUUUUAAAGAUCUGAACAUUAUUGGUACAUACAUGCAUGGUUAUCGUAUUCAUAAUUUAAGUGUUAAGAAGUCAAGUGGAAAAUAUCUGAAGAAUCUACGAUGGGAUCGUGGUCAGAAUAAGUGGCUCUAUUUGAGAAAAAAACAGCGGCUUUCAGCUCCGACUGCAUAUAGACCUGUAUGGAAACACAGAAUGUGCCUUUCACACAUCAUUGACCAUGAGGAUACCAAAGUUGGCCAGUGUCUUUGUCUUUGUGGCCUGCCUGAUGGCCUACCUCAUGUUUGUCAAGCGCCAUUAUGACGGUGUUAGACCAGCAGUCUCCAAGCUGCCUCCUCUCUUCCGCUCCGUAACCGGCGGUAACAACAGGCCCACCCCAGAGGUGGUCAGAGGACGUUUCCAGUAUGGGGUCAUGUUUGAUGCUGGGAGCACAGGGACAAGGAUCCACAUCUUCAAGUUUCAAGUGGAGCACAAUGAGGCUCCGAAAUUGGCACACGAGACAUUUAAAGCGAUAAAGCCAGGUUUAUCUGCUUAUGCUGAUGACCCAGAUAAGUGUAAAGCAGGGAUCCUGGAGCUUUUGAAGGUGGCAGAGGGUACUGUGCCCUCCUCCGCCUGGAACAACACUCCUCUGGUCCUUAAAGCCACUGCAGGACUCCGGCUCCUGCCUGGAGAGAAGGCUACUCACCUACUGGAACAGGUGAGGGAGGUCUUCCAGCAGUCUUCAUUUCUGUCCCGGGACGACAGUGUGUCCAUCAUGGAUGGCACGGAUGAAGGAAUCUCUGCUUGGCUUACUGUCAACUUCCUAAUUGGGGGUCUCCAUGGUUUGGACACAUCCACUGUGGGAAUGCUUGAUUUGGGCGGAGGCUCCACCCAGAUCACCUUCUCCCCACAGGAUGAGAAAACCAUCCAGACCUCGCCCUUCGACUAUAUAACAUCAUUUCAGAUGUUCAACACUACCCACACGCUUUACUCACACAGCUACCUUGGGCUAGGCUUGAUGUCGGCAAGACUAGCAGUCUUGGGAGGCAUCGAAGGACAGUCUACAGAGGGCAGCCUUGAGCUGGUGAGCCCCUGCCUGGCGCCUGAAUACUCUGGCCAAUGGGAACACGCUGAGGUCAGGUAUACUGUCAAGGGACAGAAAGCAGGUGAGCCUAUAUAUGAAGCUUGUUUGAGGAAAGUAGAGAAGAUGCUCUACAAGAAGGUGGAGAAAGCAGAAGAGGCCAAGGACAUGGACUUUUAUGCCUUCUCUUAUUACUAUGACAAGGCGGUGAACAUGGGAGCUAUAGAUGAGAAAGCAGGUGGAACCAUAAAAGUCAGUGACUACAUAAAAGCUGCCGAAAGAGUAUGCAACAAGAUGGAGACUAGUCCAGCAGAGAAGCCAUUCCAGUGUCUAGAUCUGACCUACAUCUCCGUCCUACUACAGGAACUUGGCUUUCCCAAAGAUAAAGUAUUCAAGCUUGCGAGGACUAUUGAUAAUGUGGAAACUAGCUGGGCUCUUGGGGCCACGUUCCACUACAUUGACUCCCUGCACAGAAAGUGAGCCGCCCACUGUCCGGCAGUCCUCCUCGUGUUCAUUGAAUAAUCGAUGCACCACCAUUCAUUAAGUAUGCUCUGGGGAACAAUGUUUAUCAGAAUGUAAGCGUCAGUCACUAAAGGCUGUUUCUUUUCCUGCUUUUAAAUAGCAGGUAUGAAUGUGUUUUGUACUUUUGAAUGAAUGUUUCAACUAAUCGAGGUACUGGUGUAGUUUGAAGAAGCAUAACUGACAUUUAAAUAUAAAAAAGCUUACAGUAUAUAUAUAUAUUUAUAUAUGAUUAGUUGUUACUGUCCAUUCUCCAAUGUUUAGUUCAGAAUAAACUCAUUUUUGUAUUUA
Hypomesus transpacificus is the source of this 1904-nucleotide messenger RNA. RefSeq names its product ectonucleoside triphosphate diphosphohydrolase 6 (gene entpd6). The record is from RefSeq and is a predicted model, not a curated record. Gene Ontology annotation, molecular function: GDP phosphatase activity; UDP phosphatase activity. Gene Ontology annotation, biological process: nucleoside diphosphate catabolic process. Bases 255 to 1574 code for a protein of 439 amino acids. The transcript is spliced from 14 exons. Gene Ontology annotation, cellular component: membrane; Golgi apparatus. Lineage: Eukaryota; Metazoa; Chordata; Actinopteri; Osmeriformes; Osmeridae.